UCAAAACGAGAGUGUCAAAUUUUCAAAACCUACCCGCCAUGUUGUGUGUGUUUUAACCGAAGGUAGAGGACGUCGUUUGUUUACUGCGUAUUUGAGAUUAGAUUCGGCUAUUUUCCAACGGACACGCGGGUUUAUCACUUUAACAGCAUGGAUUCCCGCUUUGCGCAUCUUUACAAGCGAGACAGUAGUGUCUCCAUGAUCAGAGUGAAAAUGUCCAGGCGGCGGUCUCAAACACAAAAAGAGAACAGGGCAAAGAUGCAGAAUUUCCGCAGACACCUUGACCAACUACCUGAGCUGGAACUAUCUGUCGAUGUCUCAACUCUUGAAAAGUCAGUCCUUUCCUCCCAAGAGAUGGGACACAAUGCCAAAGCCAAUAGAAGUAACAGUGCCAUAGAGGAGAGGAGAAAGAUGCUGGAACGUUUUAAAGAAAACAAAGCGCUGCAGAAGGAGAAAGAAAAGCGAGAAAAAGAAAAGAAAGGCACAUUUAAGGUCGGUCUCUAUCGACCACAGCCCCUGGGUUACUUGCCCUUGAAUCCUGUUCAACCGAGCACAAAAAAGACCACAGAACCUAUACAGUCCACCAGGGUGACCCGCUCCAUGAAACAGCAUCUGCAGCCAAAGCAGCAAGUGGAAAAACAGUCUGCACCAAAGAAGGCUGAGCCGCCCAGCACAAGAGCUAACAAGUCAUCAGCACCAUCGAUUGCUAGAAACAGAACUGCUGCAGUUGAACCAAUUGUCAGAGCUCCAACCACCCGAUCAGCUGCUAAAAGUGUGACUGCAGCAGUAACAACCAAACCUGUGACUAAACCUGCUGCAGAUCUCAGACCUGCCAAAACUAAAUCUGCUAAUAGGCAAACUGCAGCGCCCUCUUCAGGCAGAGGAAAGACAAUGCAGGAACAUACUGAAUCUGUGGUGGUAGAAGAGAAGGGAAUUAAGAUUGCCAAUGAGGUGGUCACUGCAGUGAAUCCCUCCCAUCCCGAAGAAAAAAAAAUGGUGGAGGAAACCAAUGUGACUCCAGUUUCGUUUGCUCCCCAAGGAUUUGUGUUCCAGCCCCCUUCUGGUCUGAGAACCUUCCAGCCCACACCCCUUUCCCCUCGCUCUGCUGACGCCUUCCUCUCACCCAGCUUUUCAGUGGAACCCCAGAUGAUGUCUGUGAGCCCAAUAGCUCUACAAUGUGACUCUUCCUCUGCUCCAACUCCCUCCUCACCUCCACCCUGCUUGGAACCUUGUCCUACCUCUCCUUCCAAGUCUGCUCCUUCUCAGAUACCUCCUGCCUCACCUUCUGCUUCUCUCUCUCACCCACCACCUUCUUUGCCUCCUGCCUCUCCUUCUUCUUUUGCUCCCUCGGAGCCUCAGCAUGAUGUGCCUUAUUUCAGGGCAGUAAUGGCUAGUGAGACAGAAAGGUUGACUGGGUUGUCUGAAAUUUGGCAAUUGCGAUUUGAUGAUUCCUCCAUCCCAGAAGAAAUGCGGGACCGCAUGCGUACAGCUGUUGGCCAGGCCAGGUUACUGAUGAAGGAGCGUUUUGCUCAGUUCAGUGGCCUGGUGGACGACUGCGACUUUGGCAGAGGAGAGAAGAUCACCACCUGCACAGACUUGCAGGGGUUCUGGGACAUGGUGUAUUUUCAGGUGGAAGAUGUUGAUAAGAAGUUUAAUGCAUUAAAAGAAGCUGAAGCCCGGGGAUGGCAAGAGGAGAUCAAACCUGUCACCAGGCAGAAAAAAGUGGUCAAGAAGCCACCUGCUGCUGGAAGUAAGACUGGAGCAGGUGUGGGGGCCAGUGCAGCUGCAAAGAGUCGUCUGGCUGCAGUAAAAGCUGCCAUGAAGGCCAAGCAGGCAGCAGCCGCUAAAGCUGCUGAGGCUUCAGACAGAGAGCAAGAAGAUUCGGCUCCUGCUUCAGAUACCCCUGCUAACACGCUGACGACCCAGACGGUCGUUUUUCAUGGCGGCUUCUUCCAGGUGGAGAGUCCAGUCAAAGUAGUUGGUGCUGUAAGAAGAUCGUCUCGGAUGAGUGUGGCUCCAUUUAGCCAGUGUUCCCCACAUGGGUCUAAAUUUAGCACACCAAGUAGGCAGCAGAGGCCCACUGCAGUCGUUCGUCCAUCUCCACUUCCAUGCAUUCUCACUCCCUCUAGAAGUGCACCUCCUCCUGCAUCUCCUCCUACCUCUCCUGCUAUGGUAGCUCACACCACUGCUUCUCCUGUCUGUACUCCUAAACGGCACAUUGAUCCCCUUCCCUGCUCUCCCAAACCCCUUCACAUCAGCCCUGAACACCACAAGACUGCCCCCUAUGCGUCACCUAAUGGAGACACGGACACACCACUCAGCCAGCAUGAUCAUAACACCAGUCUCAACAAUAUCCAGUCAGACCUCAUGGUUACACAAGUAGAUGAUCAAUUGAACCAGUCAGCUGAGAUCAAGCCACACAAUUCUCCAUGCCAGUCAGAGAAAGAACCGCCAGUUCAUCAUCCUGCGAGUCCAGGCAGCAGUGCAGUGCCUGAAGAAACUACUGAAAAGUCUGCAGUGGGAGCAUUAUCCCAGGAGAUGACUCCAGAGACUGUGGUAGCUGAAGUGGACAUGUUCCCAUCAGACAGUCAAACUAAUGCUACAAGUUUCACCCACUCGCCUCCGGUGUGCAAGACACCUCCCCGAGCGGAGGCUGUGGAGAAGUGUGUCUCAGUCUCUUCCUCCCCCUGUGUGAUGUCCACCACACAACAGCAAGUCCAAAUCCUCCCUGCAACACCAGCGGACAAAACUCACACAUGUGUCAAUGAAAGAUCUCCUGUCAGUGCAGAUGGUACAGUGCCUCAAAAUCAAGACAGUGAGAAUCUUGCCGGAUUAGAUUUUGAACGUUAUCUGCAACCCACAACCCGAUGUAGCUUAUCUCCCGUGCAGAGCAUGGCACUGGACGAAUUGUCCCUUGGCCUAGAAGAUGCUGAAAUGGAGAGCCCUCAGUCUCAGGCAGAGGAGCCCGUUCAAGAUGCACUGAUGACUCCUACAGCUUUUCCCAGAAUGGCACCAUUGGUGGUCACUCCCUGGACUAAUGAGAUGACCACAGGUCAGUUGCUGUUCACUCCCGAGCUGAAGGAGAGAAUAAGACAGUCAGUGUGUGAGCGUGACCUCAUGAUGUUUACCCCACCAACUGAUAUUUAAUUUGAGCAGAAAUGUGGACAAGCAUUAUGUGGGGUUAUGUGUUACUUUUUUAUAGUAAAAUUGAUAUUAAUUAUAUUUAGAUUGCCAUAUUUUAUGUAUACUUUCUGCAUUUACAAAAUUUCGAUCAAUUAAAAUGAGCUUUUUUUU
Clarias gariepinus (North African catfish) is the source of this 3291-nucleotide messenger RNA. RefSeq names its product discs, large (Drosophila) homolog-associated protein 5 (gene dlgap5). Gene Ontology annotation, cellular component: nucleus; spindle pole centrosome; cytoplasm. Lineage: Eukaryota; Metazoa; Chordata; Actinopteri; Siluriformes; Clariidae. Gene Ontology annotation, biological process: regulation of mitotic cell cycle; kinetochore assembly; mitotic spindle organization. Bases 148 to 3144 code for a protein of 998 amino acids. Gene Ontology annotation, molecular function: microtubule binding. The transcript is spliced from 20 exons. The record is from RefSeq and is a predicted model, not a curated record.